Acanthosepion pharaonis is the source of this 963-nucleotide messenger RNA. The record is from the annotation of a GenBank genome assembly. NCBI's taxonomy places the organism in Eukaryota, Metazoa, Mollusca, Cephalopoda, Sepiida, Sepiidae.
AUGCAGUAUCAUCGGCACAUUCUCAGCAAGAAGAUUGCUGAGGAGAGCCAUACUCGAAUCUAUCGUAAGAACUCGGACAGCAGCGAUGACAGCAGUGAAAGUGACACAUGUGUUAGCGAAGCAGGGAACAGAAACCUUUCACCUUCAUCCUCACCUGUUCUACCCAGGAUUGUAACCAAUGGGGAUAAGGGAAACUUGGCUUCAUCCAUCACUGGAUUGACUGUGCCAACUGCCGUUUGUUCCUCUGGACGAGAACAAGAAGAAACACCCUCUUCACCAUCCCAUGCUACUUUCUUGCAGAUGCUUCAUUCUGCAUCAUCAUCUGUUGAUGUGCCUCCCAGGAGCAACCCACUGACUAACAGAUCUACUCUUACAGCUGCUGCCACUAACAUGGCUGCUUCUGCUGAGGUAGCGCAUGAAGUUAGGUGUCAUACUACAAGACCCCAUUCUCCAACACCCACCCCAACUCUCAGACUAUCUCCUCAGGUUCCUAUUUCAUACACAGCUACCUACAACAAUAGUACAACUGCUUCAGCUACGACCAGCUCUAACAGCAACAACAACAACACUAACAACAACAAUGCAACUGCUGUGUUUCCUGUUCGACAGUCAAAUAUUCAGAACACUGUCUCCGAGGACAUUGCUACCAAUUUGACACCCAGUCAGCCGGGAGCAAACUAUUGCCGCAGCUCAAACCGUCGAACAGGGCCAAAGGAAUAUGAGCGUCUGCGAGCUCGCAUGCGUGAGACCCGGGUGCGUCUUGAGCAAAUGGAGAUCACACGUCGGGAGUUGGCUCGCUUCCAGGAACGGCAGAGGCUGCAACACUUGGUUGAGGUGCGUGAGUUGGGACGUCAGCUGAACGAGGUGACCUUUCAGAUUCGACGCCUUCUCAACCAGAUGAGUGCCACGGAUGACCAGAACACCGGUGCAGUUGCUCCCACCCGCAAUAAUAAUCGACAAUAA